AUGAUGGAUUCCGAGCCGCACUUGCCAAGCGGCAUACCAGGUGCUGUUGUGUUGUCUGCACCUUCGAUCUCCGUCCUCAAACAGACUGCCAACGAUGUCUAUCUUCGACUCAACUCCGACGCGUCCUACACGAACCAGUUCAUCGUCGUCAAGCACAUUACCCAGUCGCUACAAGCGUUCCUCUCCGAAGACGAUAAUCCUAUUGGUCGUUAUACCAGGUUGACACUCGACAAACAGCAUCAGCAAGCAGUCAUUCGAGUCAUACCUUCAUCGGAUCACGAACGUGUCACAGAACGCUUCCUCUUCUGUCUUGGUCGCAAACUCGUGGACAUGGGAGUUGAUAGAAACCUGUUCUACAUUGAGGGGCAAACGCGAUACCCUGGAAAAUCAUGCGAAAAGGAACCUGACCAAGGCUUUACGCCCUUAGCGAGUCCGCGUGAUCUUCCUGAGUGGCCCUCACUGGUUGUUGAAACUGGUCUCUCGGAAUCAGAGGCCCUGUUGCGGAAUGACGCGCAUUGGUGGUUCUCAAAUUCUGAUUACAAAGUGAAUAUGGUGCUUCUUAUUUACAUUAAGAAGCAACCCAAGCCCCAUGUCACCUGGCAGCUCUUUCACCUCAAAUCCACGACUACCAAAAUCACGCGCGGGCUACAAGCCGAGGUCGCUCGCGCGCUGUCGUCGGAUACCACUCCCGCUCAAACGGCCUCGCCGUCAAAGCUACAACCUCACUUGGCAGCUGAAAUGAUCACUGUCACUGCGACUGAUGUCGACAAUACCCCAUUGAUACUUCCAUUUGAGAAACUCAUGCGCCGCUCGCCCGACCCAAACACGAAGGAAGGGGACCUUAUCUUUACCCCUGAGGACUUCCAUUAUUUCUGCCGCUCCGUUUUCUCGGCUUAA
Messenger RNA from Penicillium diatomitis, 897 nucleotides. RefSeq lists its product as uncharacterized. The record is from RefSeq and is a predicted model, not a curated record. Lineage: Eukaryota; Fungi; Ascomycota; Eurotiomycetes; Eurotiales; Aspergillaceae. The transcript has a single exon. The coding region runs from base 1 to 897 and encodes 298 amino acids.